GUGGGGGGUGGAUCUGGAAGUAGAAGCAGUGAGAGCAGUCGUGGCUCCCCCAAAGGCCCUGGGGCAGGCACAGGUGAAGGCGUGGAGGACCCUGGAGGUGUCAGGUGUGCAGGCCGGCAGAGCUGGUGUUCCUCAACGCCCCAAAGCACGGUACUGCGACAGAUUGGAACGCCUCAGAAAGGAGAGCUGUCAUCCCAGCCUUCGGGAGGCUGAUGCAGGAAGAUCGCAGUCAAUUCCAGCCUGGGUGACAGUGAGACCCUGCCUCAGAAAGAGCGAAAUUGCUCUCUCCUGUCUCUCUUGUUUUCCUUUUUUUUUUUUUUUUUUUUUUUUUUUGGUACCAGGGAUCAGGCACUUAGGCCACUGAACUAAGUCUUUGGCCCUCCUGUCUCUCUUAAAAUUGUCACAGGAAAAAUAAUUCCUUUUCUCCAAAUCGGGUCAUAAAAACUGGAGCCCUGCACCCUGAAAACAAGCUAGGGCACCUCCAAAGAUGAGAUGAGGUUUUGCUCUGUGGUGAGCUCUGACCUCAAGCACUCGAGGCCCUGGAGCCCAGCCUCAGCAAAGCCCAAAAGGCCUGCUUUUGCUGCGGGCUGACUGGAAGAUGGACUCUCAGGGAGGGUCCCGCCAGGCCCAGGGGUCCUGCCUAGAAGCCGGGCGUGGACGCGCACGCUUGUCAUCCCAGCGCUUGCGUGGCUGAGGCAAGAGGAUAGCAGGUUCAAGCUCAGCCUGGGCAACUCACCCAGACCUGUCUGUGCCCAGCCCUCCACCCCCUUGGCAGAGAUUCCUGGGGUCGCCUGGAGCUGGCAGCCUACGGUCCAUCCGUGGGACCUGCCUCUCUCUCGCUGGCCUCCGCCACCUCCCUCCUCGUGUCUCCUUCUUUGGCCCCCUCCUGCAGCGUUUCCGCAGCUGGCUUUGUCACAGCGGAUUGUCACUGUGCCAGCCUUCAUCCAGGUCCGCCCCAGGACGCCACAGGGCUUGGCCAGCCGGAAGAUCGGCCCCUCUGGGGAGGUGCAGGCAGGCACCCCUCCUCCUGACUCCGGGGGUCCUGGGGAACCUGCGAAGGGGGCUGCUGGUCUCUGCUGUCCCAGCCCAGCUGUGUGUGGGCGGUAGCCGCAGCCAGGAGCCGAGCCCCGCUGUCCUCUUGGAAGCUGUAAUCACCAGGGAUCUCAUUAAGUCACCAAGUUGCCUGGUCCAGACUGGAAAUUUCAGUCCUCCUGCUUCGGCCUCCUGAGUGGUGUUUAAUCUAGAGAAGUCCUCUUUGGCUGACUUCAAAACUGCAAACCACCCCAUUCUACCCUCUUGGUCCCCUCCAAUCAGCUCUUCCUCCAUAACAGUUAUUUCGAUCCCCGGCACCCCCCACCCAAAAAAAAAGUUCUCAAACAGUUAUUUCCGAACUCCUGAGUCCUUCAGCAUGAGAUUCUACUCACACCUCGUGCCUCAGCCAUCGGCGUGCCUGGAUCACAGGGUGCUGCAAGUGACUGCAGAGCCUGGGGCCUUGAAACCACUACCACUGUGGCCUGCUGCUGCAGCCGGGCGUCAAGGUGAGCUGCAGGCCACCUGCAUGGCGCCCCAGCUAGCCUGGGCACUGCUCCUGUGGCCGCUGCUGCUGCUCCUGCUGCUGCUGCCGAGACUGGGCAGCCCAGAGCUGGCCUGCGAUGCCUUCCCUGGAGCCUUUGACUGGAGCCGAGAGUUCAACGACAGCUGCCUGAACCUGAGCGGCCGCGCACUGCGCCUGGACCCAGAGCAGCCCCUACGGGCCAGGCAGCUGCAGCUGUUGGACCUGUCAGGCACCAGCCUUCGGGAGCUGCCGCCCCGCUUCCUGGAACCCCUGCCACGGCUGCAGGUGCUCGAGCUGCGGGGCAACCCGCUUGACCGUGUGGACGAGGCGCUGGCCACGCGCUGUGACUUGGACCUCAGGGCCGACUGCACCUGCGUGCUGGGCCCCUGGUUCCAGGCCCGGAGCAACAACUGCUUGGGCCAGGAGCCCCUGCAGUGCCUGCACCCAGCCUCGGGGGCCUGGCAGAAUCUCUCCACUUUCCUGAACUCCGGCUGCCCCACUGGUCCAGGCCCGGCCACCAUGGCAGGAGCAGUGGUCGGCGGCAUCCUCCUGCUGGCGCUCCUGAUGGCCGGGGCCAUGCUGGCCUGGAGACGCUGCUGGCGCCCAGCGACUGGCACCCUGGACCCUGGCAAGGCCUCGGGACCUCCGGAGGGCACUGGGCCCGCUCUGGGUGCCCAACCUCGGUACAGCAGUCGCAGCUUGGGCCACAGAGGUCCCACGGUCAUGCCACCCCGCACCCCGGCACCCGACUAUGAGAACAUAUUCGUGGGACAGGCGGAGGGCCGGCACCAGUGGCCGGAUCACGGGCCUCACCUUUCUGAGGACAGCGACUUCUAUAUGAACUACGGGGGCCCCAGCCUGGAUGCACAGCCCCUCUACGGUAACCUGCAGGCCCACGUGCAAGAGGAUGAGUAUGAGAUCUCCCAGGACUGAGUCCGCCAGGCCCUGCUGGAACUCAGACACAUCUGUCCCCCAGCCCUGGCCUCAGUUUCUCCGAGCACAGGACAGAGCCAGCCCAUCCUGGUCGUCCCAGCAUGGCCAUCUCAGCUGCCGGAGGGGGAAAGGGGUCGGCAGGGCAGUGUGUACCCCUGUGCCCUCCUCUGGUGGUGCCAGGUGGCACUGAAUAAAUGCUUGGGAUGGCCAAGGCCACCAGGAGAGCCCAUCACCUCCAAGGCCAAGGUGUGACGUGGCCUCCAGGCAGCCACCCCAGAUAUCUCCUCAGACGGGCAGCCUCUCCCAGAGCAGUGUCUCUCCCUCCUGCUUCUCCCUCCACCGCACCUGCCCCAGGACUUUUGUACAAGCUCCCUUCUCCUACCUUCCCCCUUCCUUCCCAGGGACAGAAGCCAGGGCCUCACACCCACUAGGCAAGCACUCAUUGCCCAGCUAAAGUCUGGCUCUCCUGUCUCAGCCUCCCAGGUAGCUGGAAUCACAGGUGUGUGCCCUCCUGCUCCAUGUAUUUCAAGAGUUUUUUCAAGGCCAUGCCUCAGCUGGCUUCUCUGUCAUUUGGUCCCUGUCCAGCUCCUGUCAUGCCCCACUCUGGGGAACACAGCUGGCCACAGACAGCCCUGCUCCUGGGACAUUCAGCCUGAGUUGCAGGAGAGAUGGGACAGAGGUCCUCUGUGGAGAUGACCCAAGGCUGCUGUGUAAGAGGGCAAUCUACAGCGGGUUUUGAGGGAUGCAUAGAUGGCUGAGAUUUAGAGGAAAAGGCACACUGAAAGGGGCAGGCAGUUAAAAGCUACAGGGGCAGGCAGUUAAAAGCCACAGGGCCAGCACAGGACUGAGGACAGCAGGGACCGAUGUAUCAAGGUGCUGCUGGCUUCAGACUGACUGUGGCACAGAGUUUCAUUUAGAGCCUUCUUAGGCCAUAGUAUUCACAGCACCACCCUCAGGCACAGCACCUGCCCCAGGACCUUUGCACACACUGCCACUUCAACCUGUCACACCUGUGCCUUAGCCGUCCCAUGAGUGUCCUUCAGGACCCCCUCACAUAUCACCUCCAGCCCCUGACCCUCUGUGCUCUUCCAGAAAGAGCCAUCAGCUCGUGUGCCCGCUCGGUCCUCCGAGUAGCUGCAUACCCCUCAGGAUUUCUGCCUCGUGUGUCUAGGUUCACAGUGGGUUCCCUCGCUCGUAGGAUGCUCAGCCCCCCUCCCACAGUACAUCAGGGGACCCGGGGCCUGCUCUUUGAGUGUGAAAAGACCCGAGGCUGCAUUCACACAGAACUAGCCCUCCAGGUUGCCUGGUGUUUAGAAAGGCAACUUGAAAGUGGAGACAGCGGGGUUGAGGCAGAACCAGAUCCAGCUGGAGGCGCCCAGAAGUUCAGAGAAGAGAGAGAGACCCCCAGUUCCACGCUGGAUUCCCUUUGUGCGUCGUUUUUAUUAAUAGUUUUAAAUAAAUACAUACCCCAUUGAAUCAGC
Molecule: messenger RNA, 3969 nt
Organism: Cavia porcellus (domestic guinea pig)
Lineage: Eukaryota; Metazoa; Chordata; Mammalia; Rodentia; Caviidae
Gene: Lrrc25
Product: leucine rich repeat containing 25
Exons: 5
Coding region: 1409-2488 (359 amino acids)
Source: RefSeq, a predicted model, not a curated record